Topomyia yanbarensis is the source of this 520-nucleotide messenger RNA. It is a transcript of the gene ATPsynCF6, whose product is annotated as ATP synthase-coupling factor 6, mitochondrial. NCBI's taxonomy places the organism in Eukaryota, Metazoa, Arthropoda, Insecta, Diptera, Culicidae. Gene Ontology annotation, biological process: proton motive force-driven ATP synthesis. Gene Ontology annotation, molecular function: proton transmembrane transporter activity. Bases 127 to 450 code for a protein of 107 amino acids. The transcript is spliced from 3 exons. The record is from RefSeq and is a predicted model, not a curated record.
CCCUGUUAAGCAGAACUUUUUGACAGUUAUCAUCUGUCAUUCAUUGAAAUUCGAACUUUUCAUCAAACGAAGAGUUACUUUUGAUCUGCUGUGCAAGUUUUUCUGGAUUUUUCAAUUUCUGCUAAGAUGCUGACGAACCAGAUCCAGCAGGCUGCCCGUAUGCUUGGGGCUCAGGCCCGCCGCAACUACGGUGUUACCGCCGUCGUCAUGUCCAAGGCUACCGAUCCCAUUCAGCAGCUCUUUGUCAACAAACUGCGCGAGUAUGAUACCAAGAGCAAAAGCGCCGGAGGCAAACUGGUCGACCCAUCUCCCCAGAUUGAACGUGAACUCAAGCAGGAACUGGAAAAACUGGCCAAGCAGUACGGUAGUGCCGACGGUGGUGACAUUACCGCUUUCCCCACGUUCAAGUUCGAGGAACCCAAACUCGGCCCGAUCAACUCCAGUAACUGAAGUGGUUCUUAUCGUUAAAAAGUGCAAAACAAAAAUCUUUCACGGAAUAAAAAGUUAGUUCUUAAACGAG